Messenger RNA from Bombus pascuorum, 5081 nucleotides. RefSeq lists its product as uncharacterized. NCBI's taxonomy places the organism in Eukaryota, Metazoa, Arthropoda, Insecta, Hymenoptera, Apidae. The record is from RefSeq and is a predicted model, not a curated record. Bases 905 to 4834 code for a protein of 1309 amino acids. The transcript is spliced from 3 exons.
UGGGUGCAUAAGAUGAGUGUAAGAUUCACCGUGCGUGAUUCUGCGCGAGAGUAUGGGGGGAGAUUGGUGUAAUGGGUGGGGUCUAAACGAUGAAUCCCUUCUCUUCUCAUAUCUGAUUCGAUCUGAUUCGAGUCAGUUUCGCGUAGUCCACCAGUAUUCUUUGUGUUCAACGCGUAAUACGCGUUCGUCGAUGUCCAUGUAAUGGCAGCGUAAACUGAGCGCGAGACAAAGAUAGUUACAGAUCGCAGAUGUCUCGAAACUAGACACACUCCUCUCUAAACGUUAAACGUAACCGAGUCUCUAUUCUGAAUCGUUGAGAAUCAUAGAAACUUACUGUCGUACGAAAAAGUCGAAGUCGAGACACCGCUUUUACAGUUCAACUGUCAAGAUAACGAGCGUAUUGCGAAAGACUGCAGAAGAGGUGUGGAGAUCCUAUCAGCGUUAUCAAUACUGCGCUGGAUGUACUGACCUAAGUUUAGUACCGCGUUUUUUAUGCUGUGAAACGUGAACGGACUUUGUGACUGACAUUCUCGAUUCACACAGGGGAAAAUUUUUGGCAGAUGUACAGAAAAUUCGCCCUUCGCCUAAUACUUAUCUGAAUCAUUCAGCCGACCGUCUGCAUGGAGGUUAGCAGACAAUAUUCUAUUUAUAUACUACAUACACGCAAUGCUAUAUAAUUGUUUAUAAUGGAAACCUUGCUUCAAGGUGUUCACAGUAUAAACAUAUCGGUAUCGAAAAUGGAAGAUUUGUCUUUUCGAUAAAAUGUAAUCUGUUUAUUGGUUAUAGCAAAGUGUUUGCAUUCGCAUCUUUACACAUUUUCUGCAUUUAUACAUAUUGUGUAUAUAUACAUAUCCAUAUAUAUCCGUAAUAUAAUAUAUUUAAUGAGAUAAAUUAUUUAUUCACGAUGGAGAAGAAAAGUAUCAGUGGAAAGGACAUUCUAAGAAUGGAUGGCCUAUUACCACCAACCCGACGCUUACCAGUCUGUAAUGCAGUUACUUCAACAGACAAAAAGAAAGAAAAAAAGUGGUCGAUUGGUGGAAUCUUGAAACGAAUAUCUUCGAUAAGGGAUUAUGAUAGUUCUUCAAACGAUGAAGAAAUUGUAUAUUGUACAAGGCAGCCAAGACCUCGAACAGUAUUUAAUAGGAAAUCACAUAACGUUGUUCUUCAUCCAGUUGAAAAGAGUUCGAAUCAAUAUUUAAAUAUCGAUGAUUCAAAUGACACUGCUUCAAAAUCAAUGGAUACAGCAAGUAUGCAAAGAGAUUCUUUAAACUCCCGUAGCAGUGAUGGUUCAUUAGAUGGGUUAAGUAAGAAAGCAAGAAAAAAUAAAUUGAAAGCACAAGUGGAAGCAAAACGGGAUCGCAUUUGUGCAGACAGUAGUUCAGACGAGGAUUCACGUAAAUCUUGUAAUUCAUUGACAAGGUACCAAAAUGAAAUUGCUGGGCAUAGCACACAAAAAAAUGGUUUCUGCAGUAGAAGAAGUCGAGCGGCACGAACGGAACGUUAUAUAAAACGUUUAUCCAAGGAUGAAGGUCACAAGUUCCCAGAAAACCUAAAUAAUAUAGCAAAUAAGCAUAACAGUCAUGAUUUCAUGAAUGAAGAACAAUCAUCUGUAGCUGUGGAUACAAAUGAAUUAUUUCAGCUUCCACAACAACCAUCACGUUUUAUCAAUUAUUCUAAUAGCAAUACCUUCCCUGUACAAAGAUCUAUCGAAAACUUGCGACAAUCUGGAAUGGUUGCAUCCAAUUUGCAAGCAAGGUCGUCUACUGAUGUUACAAAAUAUCCGACAGACCAAUAUAUAACAGAUUUAAAUCAGAAUAAUACUUAUGCAAAGCCAAAUGUUUUGCACAAAAAUAAGAACCACGUAAAUCUUGAGAAAAAUUAUAUUUUCAAUUCGCCUACAGCUAAUACAAUUUAUGCUGAUCCAUACGAUUACACGACAAAUCGUCAGGUUGCAAGUCGAAGUUCCUCUCCGCCCGAGCCUCCACCAAGAAACCCACGUUGUCGAGUUUUCACCUAUAGUUGUAAUUCGUUUCCAUUUAAUGGGAAGUAUCGUGUGACGAAAUACGACGAUACUCUACAUACUAAAAUGAAUGAUAUUCACGAAGUUACCAAGGAUCAUUUAAAAAGUUUGAGGUCUUACGAAUCGAAUAACGAAAUCAAUCGGUGUGACUUGAUAAAACAAUGUCCACGGCGUCCAUUGUCUCUGACUGUAAGCUCGACGCAGACUUGUAAUUUAUCAGAAUGUACGAACAAUAGACACAAUUCAACCGGUAGACACAUAGAUGAACCAUUGUUUAAAGAAACGGAAGCAAUGAAAUGUCAGAGGAGGAACGAUCGCAAUGAUCAACUUACUUCAAGCUUUAAAGAUUAUGACACCAAAAUACGUGAAAACAAAUUGUCCACUACUUAUAUAAAAAAUAUGCGCAAUAAUUCUACAUCACCUACUUUUAAGUCUUUAAAUUGUUCCUGCCCAAGAUCACCAAGUAAACAGAUUGUAAGAGAAAAUUCUUAUAAUUUACCAAAUAUUACAUUCGUAGAUAAUAUGAAAACCGAAGAAAAGGAAGAAAAACAAAUAACUAGUGAACAAGACGCGUUAGAAAGGAAAAGAAGUUCCAAGAAUCUUGAAGAAGCACUUUCUGAGCUAGAAGCAAUAUAUAACAGCCUUCGUCUUGGAGACGAAGAUCUCCUUGACCGGGCAGAACGACGGAGUAUGGAAGAAUUUAGCCUACGUCAAGCAAAAACCAAUACUGUUGUUCCAUUUAUUUCAGAAGAUUCAAUAGAUAGAAUGAAAGACGAUAUGGCUUACAGAAGAAUGCACCCAAAGGAGAGACCUACAUCGUUGUCGGAAGUGGUCGGCCAAUCUGCACUGUCUAAUAUCAGCUACCUAAUAGCCUCGCCUGUUUUGUCACGCAAAGAUACAACUGAUGAUUAUCUGUAUGGCGCGAAUUACCUAACACGUCGAGACGAACCGGAUGUAACGCGAGAUGAUGUCGUUUAUCGGAGCAUUCAUCACGCUAAUAACACGUUAAAGGUGAUUGAUCCUCAACCUCCGUUUGGAAUACCUCUAGGACCGGUGACGGCCGCUACAGAAAGCGAUUAUUUACACACUACACCGAUUAAGCCAGACCAUCCACGUUCGUCAUACAUUCCGCAAUGCGAGCCUGACAUUGUUACGGAUGACUUGGCUUAUCGAGCUCUCAGGAAGGAUGCCAAUACGCCGAGGAGCAGCGUUGAAAGUAAAACCAGCAUCACUACAGAUCAGGAAACCACUUUUGGUUCGAAGAAGAAACGAGCGGUUAGAUCUUUAUCCGCCAAUCUGUACGGUUUAAUUAAUCACGAUAGGAUUCAUCUUAGAAGAGAACCUAGUCUUCAAGAUAUUAAGGACGAGAUAAAUAACACAAUAAUAGAUAUCAAAUCGUUACCCGUACGAUCCGAUAGGCGUGUCGUGAGCGAUGGUGAACUCUCCGAUUACGAUCGAUGGCGUACUGAUGGUUUAUUGAGGAACUCUAAAACUGAUAUAAAUGGCAAUCGUCCAAUUACGAAUGCGCAUAGAAAGAAAUUGCGUGUUUACGUUUCACCGUCGACUCGAUUACAGGAUGGUAAUAAAAAUGAAGAUGAUGCGGGAGCACAGAAUUCCGUGACAUCUAAUAACAUGCUAUCAAAGGCCUUGAAUAAUGAAUUCUGGCAGAAUUGCGAGCAGAGCAAAUCAAAUGAAUCGUCCAAUCAUGAUGCGGAAACCGAUUUCACGGCAUACAGUCGUCUAUGUCAAGAUUUAGUCAAUUUGAUUGAAGGGCAAGACGAUAUGGAAGUGAAACUGACUGAGGAAACGAAUGUUCCUUCAGAGCUUCCUGUAAUAGCAAAUGUCAAUGAUAGUAAUAAGACGGAGGAAUCUUCCAUAUUGCAUAUACAGUCUUUAGGUAGUCAUUAUUCAGAAAAUAAUACGGAGAAUCAUAAAGAAGAUACGGAUAAAGAAAACAUAGAGAAACUGACGGAAACCCUCGCUAAUCCUGAGAACGAAUGUUCUGAGAAGACUGACGAUAAUACAUUCGACUUCUAUCUUCGUGUCGCGGACGAAAAUGUUAAACUAAUUGCGGAGGCGUUCAGCAGCGUAGCAGAUCACUUACGUGAUAGUCGUUCAAGCCAAAAAAAUUCGCUGACGUCGCACCGUUCUGAAAUAGAAACCGAUAGUACGACGCCCAAUACUAGUACUCGUAGCUCCGUUACUUGUAGUCUAGACGACACAAACGAUGAUCUGUCUAGUUCAUCAAGGACCACUGAUGCGUUAAAUGUAGUUCCUAAAGAAGAUACAACAAUAACCUUAAGUGAUGACCAGAACUUUGUGAAACUGGAAGAAACGAGAAAUGAUUUGCAUACUAAUCCAGAACUCGAUCUUUCCAAAGCUGUUUAUGAUUUACAAUUAGCAGCGGCAAGUUUAUGCGAGCACGAGAAGGAAAUAGAAAAACUAGAAGCUUUGCUGAAAAAAGAUGCAACAAAUAACAUUUCUUGUAGUAGUAACAUCGAGACUAAGGAGGAUAUUCCCUUGUUAAAUAUUGAGAAUAAUUUAAUGGCGCUGAACGACAAAAAUGAAACAGAGUGCGAUAUGGAAGAAACGAUAACAUCGACCGAUGAUAAACCACGUACUGUUGAUCGUGACCCAAAUUGCGAAGGUGAGAGUACAAAAUGCAAGAAUACUUGUGAACAUGUUAUCCCUCGUUCGACUGAAAUGCGUAUUUCAUAUGUUACUAACCUCAUAACCAUACUGAUAACUACGUAUUCUAUGGUUUUGCUGGCUUGUUUUCUUGCACUGCUUUUAGCGACCGUAGCGGCAUCAUGACUGGACCCUUAACGACAAAUGUCUUAAUGCAUUUUAUAAUUAGAAGGUCUCCCGGCAAAUGAUCAUUUAUGAUGUGAACCAUUCUAUACGAGUGCAUAACUAACUGAUAUACAACGUCGUUGAGCGACAUGCGGCAGGACGAUUGAGUUUUGUGUAAGAUCGAGUUUCUGUGAACUGUUUCUGAAGGAAUGAUUUGUUCUUGUUGUUCUUGUUAAUGUUGUUGGUUUUAAUAAAGUUUAAACGUUAA